AUGGUUAUCACAUUACCAAAAUUAAAAUAUGCGUUAAAUGCUUUAUCACCCCACAUAAGUGAAGAAACAUUAAGUUUUCAUUAUAAUAAACAUCAUGCAGGAUAUGUAAAUAAAUUAAAUACAUUAAUAAAGGAUACUAAUUAUGCCAAUAAAUCAUUAAUAGAUAUUUUAAAAGAAUCAACGGGAGCAAUUUUUAAUAAUGCAUCUCAAGCAUGGAACCAUGCAUUUUAUUGGGAUUCUAUGGGACCAAAUUGUGGGGGAGAACCACAUGGAGAAAUUAAAGAAAAAAUUGAAACAGAUUUUGGAUCAUUCAGCAACUUUAAAAAUGAAUUUUCAAAUGUUUUGUGUGGCCAUUUUGGUUCAGGCUGGGGUUGGCUAGCUUUAAAUAAUAAAAAUAAAUUGGUAAUUUUACAAACCCAUGAUGCAGGAAAUCCAAUAAAAGAUAACACUGGUAUUCCUAUAUUAACUUGUGAUAUAUGGGAACAUGCUUAUUAUAUUGACUAUAGAAAUGAUAGAGCAUCUUAUGUAAAAGCAUGGUGGAAUUUAGUAAAUUGGAAUUUUGCCAAUGAAAAUUUAAGAAAUGCUAUGAACAAAUAA
Molecule: messenger RNA, 597 nt
Organism: Plasmodium gallinaceum
Lineage: Eukaryota; Apicomplexa; Aconoidasida; Haemosporida; Plasmodiidae
Product: superoxide dismutase [Fe], putative
Exons: 1
Coding region: 1-597 (198 amino acids)
Biological process (GO): superoxide metabolic process
Molecular function (GO): metal ion binding; superoxide dismutase activity
Source: RefSeq, a predicted model, not a curated record